Messenger RNA from Schizosaccharomyces cryophilus OY26, 698 nucleotides. RefSeq names its product 6,7-dimethyl-8-ribityllumazine synthase. Gene Ontology annotation, cellular component: riboflavin synthase complex; intracellular anatomical structure; mitochondrial intermembrane space. The transcript has 2 exons. Gene Ontology annotation, biological process: riboflavin biosynthetic process. The record is from RefSeq and is a predicted model, not a curated record. Gene Ontology annotation, molecular function: 6,7-dimethyl-8-ribityllumazine synthase activity. Bases 117 to 599 code for a protein of 160 amino acids. NCBI's taxonomy places the organism in Eukaryota, Fungi, Ascomycota, Schizosaccharomycetes, Schizosaccharomycetales, Schizosaccharomycetaceae.
ACCGCUUUGUCCUUAUUAACAGAUCAACUUCACUUUCAGCACAAUUUUAAAGACAAAGUGUUUCCAAUUUUACCAUAUUCACGCAGCUUUAACCACCUUUUUUGUUGUAUUUAAAAAUGUUUGAAGGAAUUAAAGGACCGAAUCCAUCUGAUAUUCAAGGUCCCGAUCUUCGAGUUCUCGUUGUCCAUGCUCGCUGGAACUUGCAAGCUAUCGAGCCUCUCGUAAAGGGUGCCGUUGACAAAAUGAUCAAUCAUCAUGCAGUGAAACCAGAGAAUAUUGACAUCAGGAGCGUUCCCGGGAGCUGGGAAUUGCCCGUCGGUAUUCGUUCUUUCAUGGCAAGCAACCGUUAUGAUGCCGUAAUUGGCAUCGGUGUCUUAAUCAAGGGUUCCACGAUGCAUUUUGAAUACAUAUCUGAAGCUGUUGUGCACGGUCUCAUGCGAAUAGGCCUUGACACUGGCGUUCCCGUGAUUUUGGGACUUUUGACGGUUUUAAAUGAAGAACAAGCCUUGCAUCGUGCCGGACUUAACGGCGGCCACAACCAUGGUGAUGACUGGGGUUCCGCAGCCGUUGAAAUGGGUCUUAAAAGUCUCAAUAAUUAAGUUAAGAGCAACAGAUUCUUGUAUUUCUUUCAGUUAAUUAUAAGCCUUCUAUCUAGAUCCAAUGAAACGUUGAUGUUUUAAUUAUACAUACAAAGUAGC